This is a messenger RNA of Triticum aestivum (bread wheat), 1374 nucleotides long. Its product is annotated as heavy metal-associated isoprenylated plant protein 23. NCBI's taxonomy places the organism in Eukaryota, Viridiplantae, Streptophyta, Magnoliopsida, Poales, Poaceae. Gene Ontology annotation, molecular function: metal ion binding. The record is from RefSeq and is a predicted model, not a curated record. The transcript is spliced from 2 exons. The coding region runs from base 630 to 1118 and encodes 162 amino acids.
CUUUCAGAAGCCCAGAGAGCCUUUUUUCCUUCUUCUUUGCAGCUUUGGUCCUGGCUAUGGCUAUGCGCUUUUCCAAAGGCCUACAGGGCCAGGAGAGCGCAUGCACGCAUGCAUGCACUGAUGCACACAUGGCUGUCAAGACAGGCAGGCCAUAGACAGAGGCAUAGCCAGCCACCCUAGGCCACUGUGGCUUCCAACUUCCAAGAACCAUCUCCCCUUCGACAUUGAUUUCCUUCCUACGCGGCUAGCCCCCGUCCUAUCCCUUUCCUCGCACCAUUGAUUUCAUCUCUUCUUCCUUGUCCUGGUCACAUCAACAUCAACGCAACCACUGUCGCGCGAGAGAAAAAGGUCUCGCAUGGUCCUUUUGCAAGCCUCUCCCCUCCCCCGUCGUCUGCUGUCUGUCACUGCGCAAGGGGCAGCACACGCAGCAGCUGCACUGGCUGCGUAUAAAUGACGGCCUUGCUUCCACCCAUAUCUCACAUCUUCGGUCAGUGACACUGAGAGAACCAUCUUUGAGAGAAACAUCUUUGGUCAGGGGUCUACUCGGUUCUUGUGAGCCUCUUCUUCAUCAGCUUGUUGCUCUCGUUGCUGAGAGAGAGAGAGAGAGAGAGAGAGAGAGAGAGCUUGUGAUGGGAGUGGGGGGCACCUUGGAGUACCUGUCCGGGCUGCUGGGGGGCGGCGGAGGCCAUGGCCAUGGCCACGGCUACGGCAACAGGAGGAGGAGGAAGCAGAUGCAGACGGUGGAGCUCAAGGUCAGCAUGGACUGCGAGGGGUGCGAGCGCAAGGUCAAGAACGCGCUCUCCUCCAUGAAAGGGGUCCGAUCAGUGAACAUCAACAGGAAGCAGCAGAAGGUGACGGUGGCGGGGUACGUGGAGCCCAGCAAGGUGCUGAGGAAGGCGCAGUCCACGGGGAAGAAGGCCGAGAUAUGGCCCUACGUGCCCUACAGCCAGGUCAGUCAGCCCUACGUCGCCGGCACCUAUGACAAGCGGGCCCCGGCCGGCUACGUCAGGAGCCAGGAGCCCGGCUACGGCAACGUGUCCGGCCAGGUCAGCAGGCAGGACGACCAGCUCACCGACAUGUUCAACGACGACAACGCCAACUCCUGCGCCGUCAUGUGAUGUGAUGAGAGGAAAAAAAUAACUUCUGCACGCAUGCGGCUAGUGAUCCCUGGGAAGUGUUCGACAAUGUUUGAGAGUUCAUCUCAAGUAGUAGUAUUGAAGUAUGAAUGUUACCAGUAGUAGUUUGGAGUGCUGAUUAGGAUCAGUGUUGACAAUCCAACCCUCGGACUGUCACGGGUACUUAUGAGUCGAGAAACCCAUGGAUCGUUUGGGUAACUUGGUCUCCUGCAGAAAGACAUCUCAAUGGCCUGAUCCU